AUGUGGGUUUCUCUCGAAUAUUUAUCCUGCUACUUUCCUGAAGGGACUGACAAGUUUUUGCCUAUUCUAAACCAAACUAUUUCACAUAAUUUAGGCUCGUCUGAUGCUGCUUCCAAGUACCUUUUUUCCACUAUUCUUCCUUGCCCAGAUGAUACGAAGGGUUCUCCGCAACCUUCAGCCCCAUCACUUGUCGAUGGAAACAAACAGACAUUACGGGUCUCUUCUUCUGUACCAGACCUCACGGUCACUCUGCGUCAGAUGUCCAAGAGAACCGAUAUCCGCGAUUUCGACUGGAACACCGGAACAUCAAACGGAGAUGUUACGCUACACACAAAAGGCAGGCGAAAAUUAGAAAGGGAAUCGAUUGAGAGAGAACAGCUGGAGCGAGUAUUUCGUCAGCUGCACUCUGUUCAAAAGCGGCCGCCGAAGAAACGAGCAGAUACAAAACGCUUUCCUGCUAGGACUCCCAAACGAACUGCUUUACUUCCGAUAUCGGAUAAUGAAGAGGUGGUCGCAGAGUUGUCACAACUAUCGCCCGACUCUUUACCCGAUAAAGUCGGGAAUAACUUGCUCUCAUCCAAUGGACACCUAGGGAAGCGUUCGACGUCAAUGCUUCAUGACGGUCAAAACGCUGCGCUGUUGCCAAUCAAGAGGUCAUCACGUGCUGCAAGUGGACACGGUAGACGCGCUACCAGUUUGUCAGAUUCGGACGCAGACGCUGUCUCAUUGUGUGAACCGGGUCAUCUGCGGUAUCGAAUGGCUCGGUGCGCCAGUGAUCUGAUGAUAAGUCGGAAGGCUAGUCGACUUCUAGAAAUGAAUCCAAAUCUGUUGACUUCUUUCUCUUUCAUUGGGCCGAUGCUCAGCACAGCCGCUCCUCGUGACGGUUUCACUAUGUACAACGAAGUCAUCGCCCCGAUGUACUCCUACGCCUGGUUCCACUUUAUCUACGCACUGGCAACGCUCUAUGUCAUGGCUCAGCUGACGAACUGGUACAAUCCCCAGAGUUCUGGAGUGGACUCGCUGUCCGGAUCGUGGGCCAACAUGUGGAUGAAGUUGGCCUCCAGUUGGAUCGCUAUACUACUGUAUUCAUGGACCGUUAUCUGUCCUCGAUUUUGUGUCGGUCGUAAAUUGGGUGAUACUCCGUUCACUCCCAGAACCCCGCAAGCUACGAUCGCGGCUACCUCUCCGGUGUGAACCGCUUUUGUUUUCUAAAAACAGUGCCAACUACAAUAGUUAACUAACUACUGAACCCCUCGCCCACACUACAAUGCUAUUACCUUGCAUCCCCCUCCUUCCCCAUAUAUCUGCCUUCUUGAUGGAUGUAGAGCAUAUUUGUUAGCAAUUUCAGUCAAAUAGGUGACUAUGACGCGUGUUUCUAAAACUUAGCUUUAGAUAUGACAAAACUCAUUGCAACUCCCCUCGGACAAUCUCUUCCCAGUGAAUAUCAUCCUCCCCCUGACCCCUUCGCCGUUUGUGCUCGAACGAUGUGAGAAACACGCUUCGAUGAAGUGAUUUUCCACGCAAGUUUAUGCUACAUUUUUUGUUUGGGCAUACUCAUACACGCCUAUAUCUUAUCUGCAAGCUGGGCCUGUGGUAUGCUUUUGUCUUCAUGCAUUGAGGAUCAUGUAUUUCGGAAUUUUUGUGUGUGAAGAACUUAUCCGGAAAAGCAUUGGUUUCUCUUUUGCAUUAUGUGAGUUUACCGUCAUUGUGUACCAUCUCACCGUCGUCGGCUUGAUCGUCACCGGUCC
Molecule: messenger RNA, 1748 nt
Organism: Dicrocoelium dendriticum
Lineage: Eukaryota; Metazoa; Platyhelminthes; Trematoda; Plagiorchiida; Dicrocoeliidae
Source: the annotation of a GenBank genome assembly